ACGCGCUGCGUCCUCCGUGAUGCUGCGCUCUCCUCCGGCUGCAGCCACACCGGAGAUCCUCACCUCAGUUAAAACCUGAAAUCCUCCUCAUCUCACUUCUCAUUUCUGCUUUUCUGCUUCCUAACCGCCGACGGGAUCUUAAUAAAAAAAGAAAAGAAAAAUGGCACAUCACGGAUUAAAAGCGCGCAAGGCGCAGGCGGACUUAUCUGACUGCUGUUUGCAGACUGUUUAUUCUUCUCUCUCUGUAUGAGCUUUCUGCUCCUGUUUCUCCAUUUUUUCCCAUCAGCUCCUUUUUUUUCAGGACAUCGAGGCGUUUUUUCUACACGAAGAAAGAAGCGCGACAGUUGGAAAAAACGUUUUUCUUAACAAUAUGCUCCUUUAUGCUGCUCUGCCUUUUAUUAAAGUAUUUUAGGUUUUCAUUUUAACAAUAUAACUUAGAAAUGGAGCCGGGGAAGGAGAACGCGCUCCCCAUCAGGGAGGGGGUUAAACAGAUGGCAGGAAAGGCCCUGGGGAAGCUGUACAGGAGGAUGGAGAAAAAGCAGCAAACAGGUGAGAGCAUAGAGCUGACGGAGGACGGCAGACCCAGGGGGGAGCAGGAGCGCAAGGCUCCCCUGUGUGACUGCACCUGCUUCGGGCUGCCGCGCAGGUACAUCAUCGCCAUGCUGAGCGGGCUGGGCUUCUGCAUCUCCUUCGGGAUCCGCUGUAACUUGGGUGUGGCCAUCGUCAGCAUGGUGAACAACAGCACAAUCCACCAGAACGGCAAGAUCAUCAUUAAAGAGAAAGCGAAAUUCAACUGGGACCCAGAGACUGUGGGAAUGAUUCACGGCUCUUUCUUCUGGGGUUACAUCGUGACUCAGAUACCAGGUGGUUAUAUUUCCUCCAGACUGGCUGCAAACAGGGUAUUUGGUGCUGCCAUUGUGCUGACAUCCAUUCUGAAUAUGUUCAUUCCCUCCGCCGCUCGUACGCACUACGGAUGUGUCAUUUGUUUAAGGAUUCUGCAAGGCUUGGUGGAGGGGGUGACUUAUCCAGCCUGCCAUGGAAUCUGGAGUAAAUGGGCCCCCCCACUGGAAAGAAGUCGACUGGCAACUCUCUCCUUUUGUGGAUCAUAUGCUGGUGCCGUGGUGGCCAUGCCUCUGGCUGGGGUCCUGGUGCAGUACACAGGAUGGUCCUCAGUCUUCUACGUGUAUGGAUGCUUUGGAAUAUUUUGGUACAUGUUCUGGAUUCUGGUGUCCUAUGAGAGCCCGGCAGAGCAUCCGACCAUCACCGAAGAGGAGCGUCGUUACAUCGAAGAGAGCAUUGGAGAAAGUGCCCAGCUCAUGGGCGCAGGAGAAAAAUUCAAGACCCCCUGGAGGAAGUUCUUCUCUUCCAUGCCCGUCUAUGCAAUCAUUGUGGCCAAUUUCUGCAGAAGCUGGACUUUUUACCUGCUGCUCAUCAGCCAACCUGCAUACUUUGAAGAAGUUUUUGGUUUUGAGAUCAGCAAGGUCGGUGCGCUGUCGGCUCUCCCUCACCUGGUCAUGACCAUCAUUGUGCCUUUAGGAGGCCAGUUAGCAGACUACCUGCGGACCCACAACAUCAUGUCGACCACAAACGUCCGUAAAAUCAUGAACUGUGGAGGGUUUGGCAUGGAGGCAACUCUCCUAUUAGUAGUUGGAUACUCUCAUAGUAAAGGAGUGGCCAUCUCCUUCCUGGUGAUGGCAGUGGGCUUUAGUGGAUUUGCAAUAUCAGGGUUUAAUGUGAACCAUCUAGAUAUCGCUCCUCGCUAUGCCAGCAUCCUCAUGGGCAUUUCUAACGGUGUGGGAACCCUAUCAGGCAUGGUCUGCCCACUCAUUGUGGGGGCAAUGACAAAGCACAAGACCCGUGAAGAGUGGCAGUACGUCUUCCUCAUCGCCUCCCUUGUGCAUUAUGGCGGUGUCGUGUUUUACGGGAUCUUUGCUUCCGGGGAGAAGCAGCCGUGGGCCGACCCCGAGGAAACCAGCGAGGAGAAGUGUGGCUUCAUAGACGAGGAUGAGCUGGCUGAGGAGACGGGUGACAUCACACAGAGCUACGGCGCCAUGGGUGGUCCUGCUAAAAGCUACGGGGCGACGGCACAGCUCAACGGAGGCUGGGUGCAGGACUGGGACAAGACAGAGGAAUACGUUCAGGAACCAGCAGGAAAGAUUUACGCCCAGCGUGGCUACUCUUAGACCUUACAUCCAUGGUGAGCCUGCCUAGUAAACAGGCGCACCAUUAGCGAUUGCACAAGCGUUGGAUAGAAAUCUAGACAUUUUUGUUUUUGUAGUUUGACAUGAAAUCUAAAGUAGUUUAUUGCAAAUAAGAAAAGUACUCCUCAUUAAAUUAUUGUUUUUCAUACGUGCAUAUUGUAGGGCUUCACUAAAUAUACGGAAAGCAGUUGCGACGCAAACUGCUGGUGUUUGCUAGGCACCCAAACCUCAUUGAUCUACUUGAACAACAUGAGCCAGACGACACUGCAGAUGACCAUCAGGUAGGGCAGGGGUCGGCAACCCGUGGCUCCAGAGCUGCAUAGCGGCCUGGAGCGUUUUCAAAAAUGUUUGAACAUUUUUAUUUAUUUGUUUGUAUAUUCAUUAUGUUUUCUAAGUGUAAACAUAUAUUUCAAUGAACAUUUGCGUGAUAGCCAUAGAGAUCAGUGGUCAUAGCCUGCAACAAAGGAAGACAGCUGAUGAGAACAGAGGAUUCAAAGAAGAGUGGAGAGAAUCAUUUGCUUUCAUUAUCAAUGAGGAAGGAUUGCCUGCAUGCAGGCUCGGACUGGGAAUGAUUUUCGGCCCUGGUAUUGGCCCACUUAUGGACCGGUUCAUAAACCGCCUGGAUAUACGAAAUAUCGCCCAAUUUCAACCAAAGUCUAUUGAUCUCUCAGGCCAUAACUCUAAAGAAAAGCAUUUUUUAUCCAUAGACGGCCAUCCUAAACUGCCAGAUUGGGAAAAAUCCCAACCAAUGCCCGUAAGACGGGAAACCUUAGCCUUUAGAU
Messenger RNA from Cyprinodon tularosa, 2983 nucleotides. RefSeq names its product vesicular glutamate transporter 2.1-like. The record is from RefSeq and is a predicted model, not a curated record. Gene Ontology annotation, molecular function: L-glutamate transmembrane transporter activity; neurotransmitter transmembrane transporter activity. Gene Ontology annotation, cellular component: excitatory synapse; synaptic vesicle membrane. The transcript has 12 exons. Gene Ontology annotation, biological process: neurotransmitter loading into synaptic vesicle; synaptic transmission, glutamatergic; regulation of synapse structure or activity. Lineage: Eukaryota; Metazoa; Chordata; Actinopteri; Cyprinodontiformes; Cyprinodontidae. Bases 441 to 2183 code for a protein of 580 amino acids.